AAAUUCUCGAGGCGAAAUAAACCGCAUUUCCUAUGGUAAUUUCACUAGCAAUUACAUCAGUGGCUACAUAUUUCCAAUGGUGGAUGGAGGGUUUGGUUUGAUAGCAAGUUCGAAAGUUGUGGAAGGUCAAAAUCUUACGAGUAUGCGAUCACUUGUUGAACCUAAAUGGGAAGUAUCUGUAAGAUUUCUACGGCCAGAUGCCAAAGAAUUCACAGAUCCAUACAUACUAUAUCAGACUAUAGCUGAUUUAGAUAAUAUAAUUAUUCGUCCAUGCAAUGCAGCUUUUGAUGGACAAGGAUAUCAAUGUAUUUUGAAUAUGAUGAAAAUGGACAAUCAAACAUCUCAAGGGAUUUAUCUCAAAAUAACAUUUCUUUCAACCGGAUCACUAAUAAAAAUCGAUAGACUUACUGACAUUAUUAGUUCGAGCUUAAUAACGGAUCUUUUAGCAUUACGAUACGGUGGAUUUAUUUUAUAUGAAUAUGAAUUCAAUAAAAGUAGCGGGAAAAUUCAUUCAGCAAAAGUCUAUGAUAACGAUGGAAAAUAUAGUGGCACAUGGGCUUUCCCAGUUAAUGUUACUAUGACAACGCAACCAAUGGUUCUAUAUAAUAAUAAAGUUUAUUUGAUCUCAAGUCAAAAUGAGCAAGGCGAUUAUGUUAUUUUAUCAACUAAUGUUACAAAAUUUAUGCCCCCAGAUAAUGGAUAUCAAAAUCCAAAUAUUGCUUCAACGAAUCCUAAUAUCAACGCCAUUAUUCCGACCGACACAACUGAUAUAACCGUUACAUAUACUCAAAAAAUUAAUUUAUCAACUCGUAGCGUCGCAAUUUAUCAGAUUUAUGGAAAUAAUUCAAUUCUUCGACAAACAACUUCGGGCCAAUCUAUUUUUUGCUAUUCUAUUGAUGAUUAUACAAUAGGAGUUAAAAUUUUGCGCAGUACAUUUAAUCAACCCGGGGCCUCAUAUUAUGUCGUUGUGGAUAGCGAUUUUAUCAAGACUCGUAAAUACAAUGAAGCAUUAACGGGAAUUGAGGCGUAUGUUUGGAAAUUCAAUUUAACACAAAGUAUUGAAGCAUAUGCUGCAUCAGCUAUAGGAUUGCUUCGUCUAAAUCUCGAAGGAACUAAUCAAUAUCUCAAUCUCUCAUCGAGCGAAAAACGUGAUUUCUUAAAUUACCUUAAAGAAGAUAUAGCACAAGUAAUUCCAAUUAAUUCGAAUCGAAUCGAGAUCGACAAUCGCGUGGGAUACGACUAUUCAAGCAAACAGCCUCAGCUCCUAUUAAGAUUACAGGUUAAUCCUAAUAAUGAUUUAUCAAGCCGUAAUGUCAAAGAAAUUAUGCUUGAUUUGGAUACCUUGAUUUCAAAUAAAAAAAUUACUGGACUUUCUUUGCAUAAUUACACAAAUUUUUUGGAUGAAGAAUACGGAUUUAAACAAAUACGUGA
Molecule: messenger RNA, 1431 nt
Organism: Ambispora leptoticha
Lineage: Eukaryota; Fungi; Glomeromycota; Glomeromycetes; Archaeosporales; Ambisporaceae
Source: the annotation of a GenBank genome assembly